Funneliformis geosporum is the source of this 199-nucleotide messenger RNA. The record is from the annotation of a GenBank genome assembly. NCBI's taxonomy places the organism in Eukaryota, Fungi, Glomeromycota, Glomeromycetes, Glomerales, Glomeraceae.
UAAACCAAUGAAAAAACCAUGUCAAUAUUCAGUUAAUUUGAUUGAAGAAGGUGUAUUACAUUUUUAUCAAGAAACAAAUCUUAUUUUGCAUUAUGAAAAUGAAUCUUCUAAUAAUGUUUGGAAGCAAAUAGGAAUCAAGCAACAAGAAAAUGGGUCUACUUUAUUUGGAUUGAAUCAUACUUUGGGAUUAUGGCUAUGA